AUGGUCCUGCGCAUCUGGGGUGGGAGAGGGUGUUCCUGCAAGCGGGAAGACAGGAAGCCAAGCGUGGGAAAAGGAGGGAAAAGGAGGAUGACUGUUAGAAGAGUGGGAGGGAAGGAAGGGGCAGAGACAAUAGUUCAACUUAGCAAAGAGGCAGUGAUUGAGGGUGCGAGGAUUUGGCAGAGUAUCUUCCUGAAAACCCUGAAGUUCCACAGGAAGAAGGUCUAUAUCAUCAACGUAACAUGGUCUGACCUGACUUCCCAGAUCAUCUACCGGAGAUACAGCAAGUUCUUUGACCUGCAGAUGCAGCUUUUGGACAAGUUCCCUAUUGAAGGAGGCCAGAAAGAUCCUAAGCAAAGAAUCAUCCCUUUUCUACCAGGCAAGAUCCUGUUCCGGAGGAGCCAUGUCCGAGACGUAGCUGUGAAGAGGCUGAAGCCCAUCGAUGAGUACUGCAGGGCGCUGGUCCGUCUUCCUCCUCACAUUUCACAGUGCGAUGAAGUCUUCAGGUUCUUCGAGGCUCGCCCAGAAGACCUUAACCCUCCAAAAGAGGACUAUGGAUCUUCAAAGAGAAAAUCAGGUGCUGAUGCUAGCUCUGAACCCAUGAUCCUGGAGCAAUAUGUGGUGGUGUCCAACUAUGAGAAACAGGAGAACUCUGAGAUCAGCCUCCAGGCUGGAGAGGUUGUGGAUGUCAUAGAGAAAAACGAAAGUGGUUGGUGGUUUGUGAGCACAGCAGAGGAGCAGGGCUGGGUCCCUGCUACAUACCUGGAAUCCCAAAAUGGAACCAGAGAUGAUUCUGACAUCAACACAUCCAAACUUGGGGAAGUUUCUAAGCGACGCAAGGCUCACCUGAGACGCCUGGACCGGCGAUGGACGCUGGGCGGGAUAGUCAACAGGCAGCAGAGUCGAGAAGAGAAAUAUGUCACUAUCCAGCCGUACGCCAGCCAGGGGAAGGAUGAGAUUGGGUUCGAGAAAGGUGUCACCGUGGAGGUCAUCCAAAAGAACCUGGAAGGAUGGUGGUACAUAAG
Molecule: messenger RNA, 1022 nt
Organism: Nestor notabilis (Kea)
Lineage: Eukaryota; Metazoa; Chordata; Aves; Psittaciformes; Psittacidae
Product: SH3 and PX domain-containing protein 2A-like
Exons: 10
Biological process (GO): superoxide anion generation
Molecular function (GO): phosphatidylinositol binding; superoxide-generating NADPH oxidase activator activity; protein binding
Source: RefSeq, a predicted model, not a curated record